Molecule: messenger RNA, 3869 nt
Organism: Aureococcus anophagefferens
Lineage: Eukaryota; Pelagophyceae; Pelagomonadales; Pelagomonadaceae
Exons: 8
Coding region: 1-3849 (1282 amino acids)
Source: RefSeq, a predicted model, not a curated record
AUGCCACCAAAACAAAUGAAACGACCCGGUCCGUUCAAGGCGGCCUCACCAACAGUCCGACUCAGUGCAGCCAAGCUUCUUUCGAACACCGCAAGGCCGUGGUCACAGCGUGGAUCGACAGGGUGCACCUUGAAGAGAGGACCGCCGACCAGGUUUGUACUAAAAAGCUUUUUGCCAUUCGCAGAAUUGACCGGCUGCGAGUCGCCUCUGCGUCCAAAACCGCAUCAUUCAGACGAUGCACCAAGAAGAAUCUUAGCCGCUGUCCUUGACACGUUGAUUGCGCACCUAAACUUGGGACGUUCAGACACGCUCGUACAGUCUUUGAUUGAGGAGAGUGUACUAUCUGUAGCUGGCCUCGAUGAAACGACGUUCCCGCUUGCCCGUCUCAUCGCGCUUGUGCGUGAUACUAUUACUGUGGCCGUUUUUUCAACUGGCACAUCAGGAAUUGAGACCAUAGACAAAACGAGCGAUCACUACAGCGGUGUUCCACAUGCCUACCUCCAGGUACGACCCGGAAUCGAAGACAUUGCGUAUUCCAUAAUAACUUCGCCUCUGUUUUCUAAUUUCCUGGGGACGGAGGCUCAGAUUCACCUGGCCUCCAAAAUUGAUCUCAUGUGUGAUGAGAAUAAGCAGCCGCUCGCAAGUGUGACUCAUUCCCUGGGCAAGGUCCGAGUGAAGAGGCAGGUGCACCAGGAGGGUGCCAAGUUGGCCAGUUAUGAUUCACUCAACAGUUUUGGUUUUUCUGGGUCUUUAGCAGAUGCAGUCUCUGAACCAGAUUCGACGGAUAAGAACGACAAACGUGCUGAACGUACACAGCACCUUAUUUCCUUGCUCAAAGAAGACUCUACAAUUAUCGUGGGUGUUGUAAUUGGGCUAUUCCUCCCAGACACCAAACUGGCAGAGGGCAUGCCUUGUCUUAGCUCCGCAAAACGAAACUCACACACCGGCCAUACGCAGAAUUCAGACGACUCCCUCAUGAAUAUUGGUCGUAGUGACUUGUUCAGACAACUCAACGACGCAGCCCCAGAGUUUGGGCCACGGUUAAUAUGCGAGCUUGUGGACAAGGAUGAAGAGCAACUCAUCUCCGAAUUUCGUCGCAUGGCGGAUUCCUCAUUUCUUCGCCGUUUUGGACGCAUUCUGAUCGAAUCGCCUGAUGAAAAAAGAAAUGAAUCACAGCCAGAUCUAGCUCAUCGGAGGCCACUUACAGAAGCACAAAUCUCCCACAAUCAAGAUCUUGAACUGACAGACACAACACAAUCAAAUUUGACCAAGAGCUUGGGUACUCGGAUUGUGCGAGUGCACGACACACUUUCGCUGCUUCAAGCAACUGAGGACGCAGAACACAGGCUCAUACUGGCCCCGAUCCGCCGACAAGCUGCAAUUUCUAUUCAAGCGGUCGCGAGGACGUACCUUCAGAACCAGUUGCGAUUGAAGUAUCUUAGUGUUGCCAUACAGACCGAUCUCUCAAUGUUUGUGAGCCCUAAUAGCAAAGUUUCUAGCACUCGAAGUCAAAUUCAGAAGAUUCCUGAUGAACGAAAAGCACUUAUUGCAACUGAAUUGUGUGAAACGCCACGUGACUAUAUCAAUGUAGAGAGUGAAGUGUUCGUCGAACAUGACACCCCGACUUUGGGAAGAGACAUCGCCAAAAGAUUGCAGGACUAUUCGCGCACUGCUACCUUUCCUUCAAUCGACUGCUGUGAAACGGACUUCCAGUGUGUGGAAGUCAAAGCGGGCAACCAAGCGGGGCAGCAACGCAGUGAUAUCGCAUGUAGUCCGAGAAUGUCAGCGGCGGCAGAGGCUGGCAAGUCACAGCAUGUUGCGCGGUCGGCGUCAGACUGCAAGAUAACGAAAGGUGACCCUGGAGGCAGGACAAGCUUGGUCUCCGUUCGUCCACCAGGCGAAGGAUUCGUCGCACAAGAUGACCUCAUCCCGGAUGAGGAUGUUGUGGUUUCUCUUGAUUCCGUAAGUGAUUCUGACCUAGCGGGUCCUCAUUCUCCAGGUACCUGUACUAGUACGGCCAGCGAAUCUCUCGUCAGUGGUCUUUCAAAUCUACGCCCGAUUGUGCAAGCACCAUGCGCAAUUCUAGAUCAGAGUUCUGAAAAUUAUCUUGCAGAUCGUAAGGACUUUCUUUGUCCGCGAUGUGCAUGGACCGGGCAGUUAGAGCACACGCCAAAGAACAUUCUCGAGGCAGAGAAGACUCUCCAUGUGGAAGGUUUGGCUCCGUCGGUGGCACAUCGCGCCUCAAAGCAUGAGGUGCAAAUUUUCGGUUCCACCUCACAUAUCUCCUCGCCCACUGGACCACGGGCUGUAUUGGACUCUAGCCUAAUCGGGCUUUCCCCACUUCUGCAUCUCAUCGGAGGCAGGGAUUCAGGUGUGGCAUUUUUAAACAUCACUGAACUGUCCCUUGAAGCCUCUCUUUGCCGCAUAGACAAGAUUUUUGCUGAUAAAGCCGCGGCAGACGCCACCAUGGUCAUGAAUGGGAACGCCCCCCAAUGUCUACCAAGCUUCGUUUCCAGCUGGCAUCUAAUGAACUUUGGACGACGGGCUCUUGCUAAACGCCAUGAGAUGCAGCUUUACGCAAGGCUUAUGGUUUUUUUGAAGGCUCGCUGCGUAAUUAAGAGUGCAGAAUCCAAUGCCAGGCAAGCCACUGAAGUGUGCAACCCUGUUCCGAUGCGUCGGUUGCGCCAAUUUGCUGAUCUUCUUGGCAUAACUCCAGCACGUGCGCCAUUUUAUUCCCCUCUGGUCCAGAGUCAAUUUAUGCUGCUGCUCCACCGGCUCUUUUCGGGUGGUCCAGUUGACAUGACAUUCGGUUCGAGGCAACAUAAAUUAUCUCCCGAGAUUCAUGUGGUUCAGAGACAAGCAGACGUCGUUCCUCUAUCACGUGUCGUAUGCGCACUUGUUGGGUCGGGCUUAAACGUCAACAUUGAUGAGCCGGUGUCCUGGGAUGCACCAUACUUGCUGCAGAUUUCAUCAGAGACACAAUUGAAACAACUUCUGAAAAAGGCCCGAGCCCUCCCACAGAUAUCACGCCGCGACUCUACUGGUAUUGUCACGGAUCGCGGUAUUGCAAUUGAUGACGUUCUGGACCUCACCCUUAACUUUAUAUUCGAACGUGCAAAAGAAAUCCAGGGCCGCCUGCGUGCUAGUUUCAAAUCCUUUGCUAUGAGGCACGACUUGCACUCCUGGUCUGACUUUUCUAAGCUUCUUGCAUCCCUAGAUGCAGAUCCAGUUUCCUCCGAGGAAGCCACCAGGCUGUUCGAGGAAACGCAACCUAACCCAGAGACUGACGUGGAGCACGAUUACUUGGUCAGCAGUGACGCAAGCCAGUCCUUGACCAUCGAUUCGGGACACUUCGCAAGGUGUGCUUGGAAAAUGGGUCUGUUUGCACGCAUUACAGCACCUCUGUUCCGAUCCAAGGAGUGUUCGCGCCCUUGUGAAGUGAAGAAGUUUUCCAUUAACAUGCAUCACUCUCGGUCUGGACAGGUGCCUGUGAAUUUGCGCGCCAGUGGCUCUCUCUGUAAAUCCCUCGUUCCUGUAAGUUCUCCGAGCGUGACUAAGAUCCCGCGCUUCAAUGAACAGCAUGAGCCUACCAAAAUCACUGCUGUCGGUGCGCGGCGCACCGUCGUGGCGGAUGCGGUCAACCUCAGAGGCACGUUAUCUCAGGAGCGAGCCUCAACUGUCAGUGCAAGUGCGCCAUCAAUCAUGGCAUCUAAGCGCACCUCCUCCAGAGGUGCCGUACUCGCCAGACUGAAGUAUAAGCAUCCGUCUACAUCUCGAUGGUGCAAACCCCCUCCAAAGCCUCCAGUACAGCCACCCCCAUCUCGCUUGACCUUCCGAAUAGCAUACUGAGCACUAAGCCUAAUCAUUCU